Molecule: messenger RNA, 2149 nt
Organism: Oncorhynchus keta (chum salmon)
Lineage: Eukaryota; Metazoa; Chordata; Actinopteri; Salmoniformes; Salmonidae
Exons: 6
Coding region: 1-927 (308 amino acids)
Source: RefSeq, a predicted model, not a curated record
AUGCUCAUGGAGAGACGACCUUCAAGAGCUUUAUUCACUACUCCCAUAGGUAGAGCUUUAUUCACUACUCCCAUAGGUAGAGCUUUAUUCACUACUCUCAUAGGUAGAGCUUUAUUCACUACUCCCAUAGGUAGAGCUUUAUUCACUACUCCCAUAGGUAGAGCUUUAUUCACUACUCCCAUAGGUAGAGCUUUAUUCACUAGUCCCAUAGGUAGAGCUUUAUUCACUAGUCCCAUAGGUAGAGCUUUAUUCACUACUCCCAUAGGUAGAGCUUUAUUCACUACUCCCAUAGGUAGAGCUUUAUUCACUACUCCCAUAGGUAGAGCUUUAUUCACUACUCCCAUAGGUAGAGCUUUAUUCACUACUCCCAUAGGUAGAGCUUUAUUCACUACUCCCAUAGGUAGAGCUUUAUUCACUACUCCCAUAGGUAGAGCUUUAUUCACUACUCCCAUAGGUAGAGCUUUAUUCACUACUCCCAUAGGUAGAGCUUUAUUCACUACUCCCAUAGGUAGAGCUUUAUUCACUACUCCCAUAGGUAGAGCUUUAUUCACUACUCCCAUAGGUAGAGCUUUAUUCACUACUCCCAUAGGUAGAGCUUUAUUCACUACUCCCAUAGGUAAAGCUUUAUUCACUACUCCCAUAUGUAGAGCUUUAUUCACUACUCCCAUAGGUAGAGCUUUAUUCACUACUCCCAUAGGUAGAGCUUUAUUCACUACUCCCAUAGGUAGAGCUUUAUUCACUACUCCCAUAGGUAGAGCUUUAUUCACUACUCCCAUAGGUAGAGCUUUAUUCACUACUCCCAUAGGUAGAGCUUUAUUCACUACUCUCAGAGGUAGAGCUUUAUUCACUACUCCCAUAGGUAGAGCUUUAUUCACUACUCCCAUAGGUAGAGCUUUAUUCACUACUACCAUUUUUCUUUGUAGCUAAGGGUUAACUUGUGUUUGAUCAUGUUGACAUUGCAUCAUUACUUAAUUCUAGAUAUGUGUUGUACAUCAGCUUCCUUAAAUAUGAUGCUUUGUCCAAGGAUAAUUGUGUGUUUUAUCCCAAUUGAAAACCUUUUUUGUUAUUCAGUCUUCUGGCAUAUUGACAAGAUGGUUCCACAACCUAAUAAUUUCACCCCUCGGUCCUAUUUCACAGGGCUCCCAUCCCAUGUCUCCUUGAAUAGCAAGGCUUUGGGAAAACUUAUAUACUCCCAGAAAACAUCUUAUGGCUCUAUUCUGAAUGGAGUGUGGUGGACCAUUGAAUGACCCCUGCCCAUGUACAGUAUCUCUCUCUCUCUCUCUGAGGACUUGCAUCUCCUCAGGUUCACUUUGUUUAUGGUCCUUUAUGCUCCAUGAGCCGGUGUCUCAGAUAGGAUACAGAACGGCGAGACUAGCAGGUGGACAUCCUCUUGAUAUAUCAUAUUGCAGUAGAGAUAUAGUAGAGUGGCCUGUCUACCAUGCUUUUUAAUAUCAAGCAAUAAAACUACACUUCCUGGGUUAUUUACAGACUGUAAAACAUGCAUCACUGCUAAAAGCUAUGUUAAGCUAUAGCUAGCAAAUGUAAUAAUUCCUCUGCGCUGUCAUCUGGUCUGUUUCUUACAGCAGUAGGAAUCACCCAACAGAACAGUUAACGACCAGCAUGAAGCGAAACUCUCACAGCGCUAGACGCGUUCUUGUCGCAAACUCCACAAACCAAUGAAGACAAAUGUUUGCAUCUGACAGACUCCCAGAGACAACAGCCAAAACAAGACAAACAACAAGAAAUAAUAAGACAAAGCAACCAGAAGGUGGUUUGGUGAGGAGGUCUUUCCCAGCUUUGUAAGUCUAAACUCUCUGGCUGGAUUAAAAAGUUUUCAUCCACAGAACAACCAGCCGGGUCGAGUCCAUAGGGGAUCCACAGAACAACCAGCCGGGUCGAGUCCAUAGGGGAUCCACAGAACAACCAGCCGGGUCGAGUCCAUAGGGGAUCCACAGAACAACCAGCCGGGUCGAGUCCAUAGGGGAUCCACAGAACAACCAGCCGGGUCGAGUCCAUAGGGGAUCCACAGAACAACCAGCCGGGUCGAGUCCAUAGGGGAUCCACAGAACAACCAGCCGGGUCGAGUCCAUAGGGGAUCCACAGAACAACCAGCCGGGUCGAGUCCAUAGGGGAUCCACAGAACAACCAG